AUGCACAAGGACAUAGCAGAAUGGACUCGUGCUUGUAUUCAGUGCCAGAGGUCUAAGAUGCACCGACAUACAGCUAGCCCACUGAAAAAGUCGUCCCUCUGGUUGAUAUUUCUGCAGACUAAGCGGCACGAGAGUUCUACUGAGCAUGGAUCUGUCGGUUUGGAGUUCCAGACUUCAUCACUACGGACCAAUAUAGACAGUUCGAAUCCGAACUCUUUACGUCUUACAAAAUUCCUGGGAAUCUACAAGAUUCGGACAUCACCCUACUAUUCGUCUUCUAAUGGACUGGUGGAAAGGUUCUACCGUUCCCUCAAACAGUCGUUACGCUGUCACAUUUCGACCCAUUGGGAUGAGGUGCUGCCUACAGUGCUUUUCGGACUCCGAACAGCUUACAAAGCUUACCUUGCUGCAACCGCUGCUGAAAUGGUAAACGGCUCAUCUUUACGUCUUCCAGGAGAGUUUUUCCAUCCCACGGAUUCCAACAUAGCCCUCAACCCUAACCAGUUUAUGCACAAGCUGAGAGACUGUCUGUUCUCUUUAAAGUCAUUGCCAACUACUGCCCGCAGCAAACGCAGUGUUUUCGCGCAGAAGUACUUGUGGACGUCCACCCAUAUGUUUCGUCGCAUUGACUCCCUGCGAAAGUCUUUGGAGCCAACUUAUUACGGUCCUUAUGAAGUGGUGUCUAGACAGGAAAAGACUUUUCGCAUUGAAAUUAACAGCAAAGAGUCAGUUGUGAAUAUCGAUCGGCUAAAACCUGUUUCCCUUUGGGUUCCAGAUACUACAUCAACCCCAUCGCCUCCAGUAAUUUAUCAGCUCCGGCAUCCUUGGAACAAUCUGAUAGUGCUCCAUCAAAACCCACAGAAGAGUUUUACACCACGCGAUCAGGGUGUCGUGUCCGGUUCCUUAAGUAUUUAUAAAGCGUAUCGUUGUCACUGGACUCCAGGAUCCAAUCUGCAAACAUCGCUCCAUUCUUUUGCAACUCCAUAUAAUCACCAAUAA
Messenger RNA from Uloborus diversus, 999 nucleotides. RefSeq lists its product as uncharacterized. The coding region runs from base 1 to 999 and encodes 332 amino acids. The transcript has 2 exons. Gene Ontology annotation, molecular function: nucleic acid binding. NCBI's taxonomy places the organism in Eukaryota, Metazoa, Arthropoda, Arachnida, Araneae, Uloboridae. The record is from RefSeq and is a predicted model, not a curated record.